AUGGCAACUCUAAGUUUCCAAGUAGACCAACAAACAGCUCAAGCAGGUGGCAUACUCUCAGGACACCUGACCAUUGGUGUCACUCGAAAAAUCAAAGCACAGAGAGUGGAGGUCUAUUUCCGUGGCAUGGAAUACACCAGAAUUGUCAGCAAAUAUGGAAAACAAAGAAGAUCACAUCUCAACGAGGUCCAAAUUGUGCAUGUGGACCUUGACCACUCUGGUCGCAUGGCUCAAAGACUUGUUCGAGGCGGACCUCCUGGCAUCAUCCAACCAGGCAUAUACAAGUUUCCUUUUCAAUUCAAGCUGGACGAAAAUCUGCCAUCCAGUAUGGGAACUGUCAAGAAGGGGGACGCACAUGCCAGAAUUGGAUAUUGCCUUGGUGCUGUAAUCAGGGGUUCUGGUGCAUUGCAACACUAUGAAGCUAGACAGGAUGUCGCUGUCGAGGGCACACCAGCGCCACAGCAGUCAGUGCCAUACAUUAUGAAUCCAUCAGUGCAUCCCAUCAGCUACCUUGGACUGUGGAAUAAAGGAGAUAUGUGCAUUGAUGCCAAGAUGCUUGAUACAAACCUUGUGCCAAGUCAGCAGGCAGGCAUCCUAUUGUCAAUCAAGAAUUGCAGUCGAGCAACUGCCAAGAGUGUGUCCUUAUCUCUGCAGGAGAUUGUUGACUGGAAGGCCUCAAGCAUUGAUAGCACACACUUCAGAAAGUCUAGCACAACACUGGUCAGCCAGGAUUUUUCAUUAGAGAAUCCCAGCAAACCGCUUGACAAGGGCACAAUCCAAGAGAUCAAGGCAUGUGGCACAACAAGCACUACUAUGCAGGAAUUGAUCAAAUCAACAGAUGCGCAAGCACUGAGGUUACCACCAGUGCCACAACAUGCCACAGCUGAUCUCAAAGGCCAGAAUAUUCGAGUAUCCCAUCAGCUCGUGGUCACGGUCAAAACACGAGGAAGAUACACCAACCCGGAAUUCAUUAUUCCUGUCGGCGUCUUCUCGAGAACACUACCUGGCACAAAUAAACCCUCGUCUCUUGCAACAUACCCAGAUAGUGUGAUCCCUGGUACAACCUUGCCCGCUGCAGUUGCAGCAAGAGUAUCGGUAUCUGUUCCUGUGGCCCACAUAUCUGUAUUACCAGACUCAAGACAAGAGAGCAUUCCCUUGGUUGUGGCAGAGCCAAUUCAUCGCUCAUGAUUUUCCCCAUUGCUUCAAUGAAAAAGAUCCUUCCCACUCACCCCUUUCUCAUCUCCAUAUCUUUAACUUGACUUAAGCUUAAGAAUCAUUAGUUCUUUCCAA
Messenger RNA from Seminavis robusta, 1290 nucleotides. The record is from the annotation of a GenBank genome assembly. NCBI's taxonomy places the organism in Eukaryota, Bacillariophyta, Bacillariophyceae, Naviculales, Naviculaceae.